This is a messenger RNA of Drosophila teissieri, 3613 nucleotides long. RefSeq names its product sodium-dependent nutrient amino acid transporter 1 (gene blot). NCBI's taxonomy places the organism in Eukaryota, Metazoa, Arthropoda, Insecta, Diptera, Drosophilidae. The transcript has 6 exons. Bases 164 to 3100 code for a protein of 978 amino acids. The record is from RefSeq and is a predicted model, not a curated record. Gene Ontology annotation, cellular component: membrane. Gene Ontology annotation, biological process: sodium ion transmembrane transport.
GUCGCGCGCCUCUUUCGCAUCGGUUGUCGCCCGUCCGCGUCGUUUCCUCAACUGCAUUAUAAGCAUUUUAUUUCGUGUAUUUUAAAUUGUUCUAGCCGUACGUGUUUCCGUGUGUGCUCAUGUGCCGUGUUGAUAACUCCGUGAAAUGCAAAUGAUCUGAUCGAUGAGCAGCAGCUAUAAGCCGCGCAGCAGCGACGAGGCCCUCGCCGAACAGUUUAGUUUAGCCCGUGCCGGAAGUGGCACCAAGCCCCCGGCCACGCCCACCUACCGCCAGAUAUCCGGCGCCAUGGCAACUCUGCCGCGCCAUGAUAACAACCACAACCGCAAUCACAAUGACAACUCCAACCGCUUGCGCAGCGAUUCCACGGCGACGUCGAGAACAUGCGUCUAUAUAGGCGGAGCGCCAACGGGUGGCGGAACCGGAAAUGAACAGAUAUCCGUGACCUUGGAUCGCCGACAGCCGCAGCGAAUGUCCUGGCUGAAUAUGCGACGGGCCAAGGCCAACGAGACGGACCUGCCCACCGUCACGCCCUCACCACAAACCACUCGCAGCUGCAUCUCCACGGUGUCCAGCGUGGUGGACAGUGGUGGCGGUCGCACCACCGCCACUUCCGGUCGCAUCAGCUCCAGCGGCAUCGUCACCCUGAGCGGCAGCAACAACACCCUGAGUGAGAUCCAGGGUGGCUACCAUGACAUGGACCACGAUGCGGUGUCCAAGAACUUCUCCGUGUCGGCCUCCGCCCACAACAUCACCACGGCCAGCAAUGCCAAGCUCCUGCCCGCCGUCGAGGAUGAGUCCAACAAACAGACGAAAUGCUCGGUGUUCCGCGGGCUCGUGCUCUGUCUGUGCCUGAACCUGAGCUACGCGAACGUGGUCCGCUUCCCACGCGAGUUGGACCGCUACGGGUCGGCGUACCUGGUUCCGUAUGUGGUCUUGCUGUUUCUAGUCGGCCUGCCCAUGGUUCUGCUGGAGAUCUCAGUGGGCCAGUUUCUGGGCCAGGGGGCGGCGCACACCUGGCGCGCCUCGCCCAUUUUCAAAGGAGCCUGCAUGAUCAGUCGCUUUGCCUCCUGGCUUUCGGCCAUCUGGGUGUCCUUGCAGGCCGUGCUGGCACUGGCCUACAUCGGGAUGUUCGCCUCCAAUGACCUGCCAUUCCGCGAGUGCGCGGGACCCGUCAAGCUGCGAUUGAGUGGAUACCUCCUGACGGGAACCAGUGGACAGGAGUGCCUGCAGCUGACCUUCCUAACUCCAUUUUGGCGCAAUCCUCUGUACUUUGGCCUCCUGGCAGCGGGGCUAAUAGGUCUCUGGAUAGUUGUCAUGUUGUGCACGCACAAUGCCAAAAUCCUGCGGCGCAGUUUGUUCGUCUUCGGACUAGUUGGUCUAGUCCUGCUUUGCACACUCACUGGCUGGGAAGUGCGGAACUCCUUCAGUCGGCACUACUUCCCGGAGCUGUGGAGUUUCAACUGUGGCUUGCUGGCCGAGAGCAACAUAUGGUUCAAUGCCCUGAUGCAGGUCCUCUUCUCGGUAAACUGUGGCUUUGGAGCUCUGCCCAUGGUCACGGGCAAGUUCCUGUACAAAGGCGACGCUGUGAGAACCUCGGUGGUUUACCUCUGCUUCAACCUGCUCAUCAACGCCAUUGCCGUGACCCUGUUCAUGGUCCAGUUUGAUCUGUCGUCAAAUGGCUUUCAGAAUAUGGCUGAACUGAAGCCCCUAACCGCCAUCUACGACCGCGUAUUGAACGGAUCCCGGGAGGGCGACAGCCACCUACUACAGCAUCUGGUCCCGUCCCUAAUCUACGCCCUGAUAAUCCUCUCGGCCAUGGUCUCCAUCACGGUGGCCGUGUAUACCUCCACGCGUCUGGUGCCACGACGCCCCAACUAUGUGAUCUGCCUGAUUGGAUUGGUGGUGGCCGUUAUUUCCUUCGCGGCGCCCAACUUCCUCAUCGCCCGCGUGCUGGACUCGCGAUUGGUGGGCACCAUGGUGGUGACUGCCCUGGUGUUCGAGCUUAUUGCCAUAACUUGGAUUUACGGAGCCAAGAACAUCUACACAGACCUCGAGUUCUCCAUAGGUCGUCCCAUUUUCCGGGUGUGGAUGUGGCUGUGGGUCAUUUGUCCGGCUAUACUGACUGGUAUUCUGGUGUGGUGGUGUGCGGACGACGAUCGGUUCGACGUGUUGGCGGAGUAUCUCCCACGUUGGGCGCCAAUUCUUUUUGUGCUGGCCGUCAUCGUGAUCAUCGCCUGUGUGCAGAUCUUCCGGCAGGUGGAGUACAACUUCUUUGGCAUGAUCUGCGAGGCCUCGAAGCCAGCAAAGGAGUGGGGUCCGGCGGAUCCUUUGGCACGUCACUCCUGGAAGCAGUGGCGCUCCGUAUGCCAGGACACAGGACGCAGGGACUUCACCCUGAGAAGAAGAGGAACGCGGGACUAUACGCAUUCCAUCAAGAAGGGUCAGUACUCGAGUGCGACGAAGUAUGGAGUACAGAACGGAGGUCAAACCCAGACGCCCAUGCAUCAGCAGCACUGGAAGUCAUCCACGCCUGGCAAUAGUUCUCCCAACUACAGCGGAUCCAUGUUUGGGGACUCUGCCAUUGAAGAGGACAUAAGUGUGGAUAAGUUCCCAGGAAUCACGCAGCAGCAAUACGUUCCCUUCCAGGCCAGUGAUGCGAAGCAGUCGAGGUAUUCACAGAGGAUGCGGCAGACCGCCCAGCCGCAGACCCAAACGCAGAUGCGACCGCCCAGGGAAUCCGUGGAGAAACAUCGUGAGGUGGUCUACAUUCGCCGCCUCUCCGAUGGGGGAACCGGUACAGGACAUGCCACGCGCAUAGAGAUAAUGCCCUCGAACGAGUCCAUUACCUAUGGCAAUGGCAAGAGCAACAAUAACUACACCUCGGCCAUGUCCCGCAAUCCGCUGGGCCGCUCCACGGGAUGCCUGGCCGCUCCUGCCCAGCCGCCGCCGCCCAGCGUGCAUGUCAAGCGGUCGGCCAGCUCGGUGGUGAAUGUAAACUCCCACAAGCUGCCACCUCCAGCGACGUCCGGUGGAGCGGCGGACCACAUUUGCUGGCGGAAGUUCAACGUCAAUCCGGAGGAGUAUUCCACGGAGCUGUGAAAUCAGGGGAGGACCAGGAGUGGGAAACGAAGCAUUCACAUUUCAAAAGACUUGUUGCAUCCAAAACAAACGUAUCUGUAUCUGUAAUCCGUGUUGCACCUACGGCACACCUAACCUUAAGCUACGAAUAACGAACCGUAUCCAUAUGGAAAGUGUAUCUUCUAGUUGCGAGCUGUAAAUAGAGAGAGAGAGAUAGAGAAAAGGCGAGAGCGUCCCUAGAUAUAGUUAUACGAUCUAGUUCCUUAGCUUAAGUCGAGAAAAUUCCGUUGUCAUUGUUCUUCAUCUGGAAAUCAGGAGCAGGAAAUGUGGAAAGAAUGAGUAUACAUUAAUCCUAAGCACGGAUUCGAGUGCCUAAAAUCCAUGAAUUAACUGAAUUAACCCUAAGCCUUUUCAGCUCUUAGUUAGUCCGUAGGCUUAUGACCCCAUAACCUAAGCAUCCAUUGUAAAGUUACAUUGAAACACAACGAUUCCGAAAACGAUCUUAUGUAAUAAAUAGAAGGAUUAGUAAAUUAU